Molecule: messenger RNA, 354 nt
Organism: Symbiodinium sp. CCMP2456
Lineage: Eukaryota; Dinophyceae; Suessiales; Symbiodiniaceae
Source: the annotation of a GenBank genome assembly
AUGUUCAAGCCGGCCUUGCUGAUCCUUCUUGGGGUGAUGAUCAGUGGAGUCCUUCAAGGAUGCGGACUGGUGGGUGGAUCGUGUGACGAGGCGACGAUGAACGCCUGCUUGGACAAUGCGACGGCCGAGAACCUGGGCAUAUGCGACCUACCACUCCGACAGAGGGAUUGUGUCGUGAACAACAAGUGCUGCUCGAUGAACCUGCCCAACAAAGGAGGAAACAUGGCAAUGAAAGUCUCGGACUGGAUCGAUUACAGCCUCCACCGAGACGGCACGUGCGAUUUCAGUGCCUUCUGGACAUGUCACGAGGAACCGGUUUCUUUCUGCGAGAGUUCAACAGAUAUGUGUCCGUAG